GCAAGAUUUAUUACAAAUCAUACUAGCUCACUGUUUUAUUAAAUUAUUGACAACAUAAGAACGAAUGUAUUCGAUGGAAUUCAUUACAUCACAUUGUUUGAGGAAUUUUGUGUUCCUUCUGGUAUUUUCUUCCGUUACUUCGGCAGAAAUGAGCACGAAGACCAAAAUCUAUAGCUUGCUGACACCGGUUUUUACAAAAUGUCGUCAACAAGUAAACCCAGGCAUGGCUGUUGUGGUGGUCAAAAAUGGCAAUGUUGUUUUUGCAGAAGGAUUUGGUGUCGAGGACUUAAAGACUAAACAACCAGUGACCACAAGAACCUUAUUUGGUAUCGGGUCACUGACGAAAGUGUUUACCAACUUACUGAUCCAAAAAUACUUUGGCGAGAAUUCCAGACACAGUUUGACCACAACAUUAAGACAUCUCUUUAGGAGAAGCGACCUCUUCAAUUACUCGGAAAUUCGAACGUUUUAUGCGAACACACUAGAUUUGAUGACUCAUAGAAUGGGCUUCCCGAGUCAUAACUACCUGCGGCUUGAUAAAACAUUAAAUAGGAAGAAUGUACUGGAACGUAUACAGAAAUUCGAACCUCGUGGAAGUUUUCGAGACAGUUUCUUCUACAAUAAUAUUUUGUAUGGGCUUCUCACGAACAUGGGUGAACGAUUGGGUGGAAAACCUUGGGAGGAGCUGAUAAAGCAGGAAUUCUUUGAGCCUGUUGGUAUGACUGAUUCUAGUUUUUUUACAACGAUGAAUCCGAAUCUCAUCAACAUUUCAACUGGAUACAUACAGGAAAAUGAACAUCUUUAUCCCGUUUCUUUUGAGCUAUUAAGAAAAUGGACCGAGUUAUGCGGUGCUGCUUGCAUAACAGUCAGUGCUGAUGACAUGGCACAAUUUAUAAAAUUCCUGUUAAACGAUGGAAUCACUGACUCUGGUAAAAGACUCGUUGGAAAAGAAGAGAUGAAGGACAUGUUCCUCUCUUGGAAUCUUUUGCGAUCAUCCAAGAUUGAAGAAUAUUUCACAACUACAAAAGGAGUACCUUUCUCAAGAGAAUACACAGGCUAUGCUCUUGGUUUAAAGACUGGAAUAUACAGAAAUCAUAGAAUUUUGGAAGAAAUGGGGGAUAUUUUCGGAUACAGUUCAAUACUGACCCUCUACCCCGACCAGAACUUGGGCAUCUUUAUCGCCAUGACUGGCCAAGACAAGGACGAUUUGUUCCGGAUCUCUGUCAGUUCCUACCUCGCUGAUUUAUACAACAAUCAGGAACCCUGGCUAAACGCCUCCACUAUAUGUACCUUCCCAGAACCUUUCAACAAAAAGCCUAUCAGGAAAAGAAGUGAGAAGACUUAUAAAGAAAUUCCUCUUGAUAGACCAGCAAGUGAUUUUGUUGGAAAAUACCACAAUGAUUUAUAUAGGGAUAUUACAGUCACGGAAAAUAAUGGUUCGCUAAAACUUCAGUAUGGAUAUGUCGUCUUUGAUUUGAUUCGAAGAAAUUCUAAAUCCUAUAAAUUCAACAUGAUAAGCACGGGAAUUGCGUCCCAUGCUUUCAAAAAGAGAUCUGUGGAAUUUGAAGCAAGUGAUUUGACUAGACCAGGCUACAUAAAUAUGGCACAUUUACGGCAUUUCGAGAAAAGUGAUUUCAUCAGACAACCACACUUGACCUAUGUUAAACCGGAAGAUAAUAAAAUGAGCAAGGAAGGCAUCUUAGAUACUACAUUACAGGCGACAUUUGAGGCUUGUCGAUGGAAUCAAAAUCCAGGCAUGGUAGUAGCAGUUGUUAAAGACGGAAAGACUGUCUUCUCUAAGGCGUAUGGUUACAAGGACUUGGAAUCUAGACAAGCAGUGACAUCAAAAACUGUUUUUGGAAUUGGUUCUUUGACAAAAAUAUUUGCCAAUCUUCUUAUACAAAAGUAUAUGAGUAAUGAUACAAGAUAUGACUUGAACACUACACUUCGACAUCUUUUUGGUAACAAGGAACUUUUCAAAAACUCUUUUCUUCUCUCCCAGUUUGUGAAUACUCUUGAUGUAAUGACCCACAGAACGGGUUUAAGACCGUAUAACUACCUCCGACUAGAUAAAGAUCUCAAACGGGAGAAAGUCAUAGAACGUCUUCAGCUUUUAAAAACAGAGGGUGGAUUCCGCGACCAUUUUAGAACAAACAAUCUCAUGUAUGGAGUAUUAACGUACAUGGGAGGAGACUCAUGGGAAAAUCUUGUAAAAAAGGAUAUUUUUGCUCCACUAGGGAUGAAUUCUUCUUCAUUUUUUACCGAACUGGAUCCGGAUGUGAUUGAUGUUGCGACAGGAUAUGUCUUAGAUGAAGGGAUUCUACAUCCUGUGUCUUUCCAAUUUUUGCGACAAUGGACGGAACUCUGUGGUGCGGCUUGCAUAUUGAUGAGUGCGGAAGACAUGGCGAAAUUUAUGAACUUCAUGUUAAAUGAUAGAAAGACGGACUCGGGCAUCCGUUUGAUGGACCGAAAGAAGAUAGAAGAUUUCUUUUUGAUAUGGCAACAACUGCAGUCCUCACGUACAGAGGACUAUUUUGUAAAAUCCAAAGGGGUCCCGUAUUCUAGAACAUACUCAGGAUACAGCUUGGGGUUCAAUGUUGGGAAAUAUAGAGGUCACAGAAUACUAGAGGAGGCGGGAAACCUCUUUGGUUACCGGUCACUUAUAACGCUUUUCCCAGACAAACACUUGGGUAUUUUUAUCUCAGCAACUGGUGAAGACGACGACGAAAUGUUCCGGAUUUCAGUUAGUUCCUAUAUAAGUGAUCUUUAUAAUGAAGAGGAACCCUGGCUUAACUCUACCAUGCUUUGUAACUUUCCACAACCUUUCAUGCCCCACCCUGUCAAGAGACGCCCCACUUACAUCCCUAGAGACAUUCCGCUAGAACGCCCGGUUGAGGACUACACGGGGACAUAUUUCAAUGAAGUGUUUCGUGACUUGUUGAUAACGUCCGAAAACAACCAAUUAAAACUUACCUAUGGUUACGUCACCUUUGAUCUUCAGAAGAAAGCGAAAAAUUCUGAAAAAUUUUACAUGAUCGCUCAAGGGUCUGCAAAACAUGUUCUUCAGACAAAAUUCCUUCAGUUCCGAGAAAGUAAGAUAAAUGGUACAGACACUAUAAAUGCAGUGUAUCUCAAGAGCUUCGAAGAUAGUGAAUUUGUUAAAUUGCCGGACGUUGACAUACUAUCUAACCACUUCGACUUCCUCUGACAAGCUAGCGAAGAAUUCAGGAAAGAUUUUGGGGUAUUACUUUACAAAAAAUAUCUCUCAGGAUAAAGAAAUAUUACCGUUGCAGUGUUGCCUACACUUUAUAAAACCGCGUACAGUUGCAUAUAGUAGUACAUUGUUAAUGUAAAUAAAAUCACGAAAUAAAAA
Molecule: messenger RNA, 3373 nt
Organism: Saccostrea cuccullata (small rock oyster)
Lineage: Eukaryota; Metazoa; Mollusca; Bivalvia; Ostreida; Ostreidae
Exons: 11
Coding region: 65-3208 (1047 amino acids)
Source: RefSeq, a predicted model, not a curated record